Molecule: messenger RNA, 1549 nt
Organism: Cornus florida
Lineage: Eukaryota; Viridiplantae; Streptophyta; Magnoliopsida; Cornales; Cornaceae
Product: methyl-CpG-binding domain-containing protein 11-like
Exons: 3
Coding region: 139-1251 (370 amino acids)
Molecular function (GO): DNA binding
Source: RefSeq, a predicted model, not a curated record
UCUCGCUUACUUUAAAGGGCCCAAUUUUCUUAUUUCGCGCAAUUGUUUUUCUUUUUCCUUUUUGGAUUUCAUUUUAGACAGAGAGAGGAGAGAGAGAGAGAGUGAGCGAGAGAGCGGGAAGCUCUGAAGGUUUCGAAAAUGGCGAGCGGAGCAGUGAGAGAAGAGAUGGGGACGAACAAUCAGGAGAAACGAGACGACGUCGUAGCUAUAGAUCUUCCAGCUCCCGAUGGCUGGAGGAAGAAGUUCACUCCAAAGAAAGGUGGAAGUGGAACUCCUCGGAGAAACGAGAUAGUGUUUAUUUCUCCUACUGGCGAGGAGAUCAGGAACAAGAAACACUUAGACCAGUAUCUCAGAUCUCACCCUGGAGGUGUUUCUGCCUCUGACUUUGACUGGGGCGCAGGUGACACUCCAAGGCGUUCAGCAAGAAUAAAUGAGAAAUCAAAGGCAACUGAAACACCAGAACCUGAGCCUCCUAAGAAAGUGCAGAAAAAAUCAAGUUCAAAGAAGGGAGUGAAAAAGGAGGAAGAAAAAAUUGGCGGGGAAGGUGAGAAUGCAGAAGAUAAAGCUGCUUCUGUAGAAGAAACCAAAGGAGUUGCAGAAGUGGAAAUGAAAGAUGUGGAGGAUGCAGGUAACCUUAACAAAGGAAAGGUUGCUAGUGAGGAAGCUAUUGCAGCUGAGGAUACUGUUAAGGACUCUCAGCAGAAAACCGAGAUAAAAACUGACGAGACAGACAUGGAGAAGGUGGAGAAUCCAGAAGCCAACACCGAGGAAACUUCUGUUGCAAAGGAAGAAGAUGCUGAGAAUAAGUCACUGCCAAUGCCAGGUCUGGAGGAAAAUAAGGUGGAGAAUCCAGAAGCCAACACCGAGGGAACUUCUGUUGCAAAGGAAGAAGAUGCUGAGAAUAAGCCACUGCCAAUGCCAGGUCUGGAGGAAGCGAAGAAAGAGCAGACACAGCCUGAAGCUCCAUCCCAAGCUCUGGUGCCCGGUGAGACUGCAAAGUCCGAGCAAGAAGAGAAAAUCAUAAUGGAUGCAGCACCUGAGGUGCCUGAUGCAAAGCUUGCCAAGGAGUCUGAGACUGUUGAAGUGGAACAAAAGGAGAGUGCUGCAGAGGAAGUGGGCGAUAUUGUUGUUAAAGCAGACGGUGACAGCCUGAAGGAGGAGGGCCAAGAUGGGGGGAAAACCGUGGAAAGUCACUCAAUCAGUUGUGGUGAUGCAGCUCAUGAGCCCAAGGCAUCUCAAGUUAGCUGCUGAAGUCUCUUUAGGCUCCAUGUAUUCUUAUAAUUACUAAGCCCACAGAGUCGUUAAGUUCUUUUCAUCUACUCUUUUUGUUCAGUUAGGUAACUGACCGAUAAUGAUAUAUGUGUUCUGCAAUCGGCAUUAGGUUUCUUAGAGCAAUUAAUUGAUGCUGUAUUAACAGUUAUUAUCGUAGUCAGUUGCACACGUUUAGAUAAACUUGUUAACUUGGUAUUGCACAAUUCUUGACAGUGCUUGCCUGUAAUCUUAGUAUCUGUUCAUCUUGUAAACCUUAUGCUAUAUUUACUUUUUCCUA